AUGGCUGAGCUACUCCGUGCGAUUUCAGAGGAGGCACCGCUUGCGGGGUGCAUAGUCCUCACGGCCGCACUGUCCAACCGAACGUUUGCACAGCUCGAGGAGGCGGACUUCGCAAGCGUGUACAAGUCGAAGAUUGGUGUGGUUGACACGCUCCGUGAGUGCGUCGAUGUCGGGGCAUUGGAGUUCCUCGUCCCAUUCUCAUCCGUGGCGGGCCUCUUUGGGAAUGGAGGGCAGACGAACUACUGCGCAGCCAACACGCCGGUAGAGGAGCAGGUCUCCGCGUGUCCGGACACAUUCGCCUUCGUCUGUCCGGGAAUCAUCGACUCCACGAUGAUGCGCUCGAGCGAACUGGGUGAGUCAGGCAAAGUCGCACAGCUUGAGCAGUUCGCCCAGUGGGGCAUCACGGCGGAA
Fomitopsis serialis is the source of this 411-nucleotide messenger RNA. Its product is annotated as KR domain-containing protein. The annotation marks the transcript as partial. Gene Ontology annotation, biological process: fatty acid biosynthetic process. The transcript has 2 exons. The record is from RefSeq and is a predicted model, not a curated record. Gene Ontology annotation, molecular function: fatty acid synthase activity. NCBI's taxonomy places the organism in Eukaryota, Fungi, Basidiomycota, Agaricomycetes, Polyporales, Fomitopsidaceae.